Messenger RNA from Dunckerocampus dactyliophorus (ringed pipefish), 3928 nucleotides. RefSeq names its product adenosine deaminase tRNA specific 2 (gene adat2). Gene Ontology annotation, cellular component: cytoplasm; nucleus. The record is from RefSeq and is a predicted model, not a curated record. The coding region runs from base 165 to 806 and encodes 213 amino acids. Gene Ontology annotation, biological process: tRNA wobble adenosine to inosine editing. Gene Ontology annotation, molecular function: zinc ion binding; tRNA-specific adenosine-34 deaminase activity. NCBI's taxonomy places the organism in Eukaryota, Metazoa, Chordata, Actinopteri, Syngnathiformes, Syngnathidae. The transcript has 4 exons.
UACAGAUCCGUCCGAAAUUAUCUUCCUCUUUAAGCGCUGCUAUUCCGCAUGAAACAGUCACAGAUGUAGCACAAAGAGUAAUAAAUUAGUAACUUUAACAUUUUUACAGCAAACUCCUUCUACGAACACUAUGCGGUUGAUUCGCCUCCUGUAGCAAGUUUGCCAUGGACACAGAGGAAGACCGUAAAGCUUCUUUUUGUCCGACUGACGAGGACAUUAACAAGUGGAUGGGCAGCGCUUUUGAGAUGGCCAAGGAGGCCCUGGACAUUGGAGAAGUUCCGGUUGGAUGUUUGAUGGUCUACAAGGAUGAAGUGGUGGGGAAGGGAAGGAACGAGGUCAACGAGACCAAAAACGCAACUCGGCAUGCAGAGAUGGUGGCCUUGGACCAGGUGCUGGACUGGUGUGGUCAUAACAAUCUGAACGUGAGGAGCGUGUGUGAACAAACAGUGUUGUAUGUCACCGUGGAGCCGUGCAUCAUGUGUGCUGCUGCUCUACGUCUCACGAACAUUCCCAUGGUGGUGUAUGGCUGCAGGAACGAGCGCUUUGGAGGCUGUGGUUCAGUCCUGGAUAUCUCCUCUGCAGACCUGCCUCAGACUGGAACAUCCUUCAGGGUAAGUGUGUCCUCCCCCUUCAUUUCGAUGUCAUGUUUAUGCCCACAUGCGUGCAUGUGUGUGUGUGAACAGUGUGUUUCAGGCCACAGAGCAGAAGAAGCUGUGGAGAUGUUGAAAAUGUUCUACAAGCAGCAGAACCCAAAUGGUGAUGGCAGAACUCUUGUUCCCUUCCACACUUUUGAACAGAGUGGAUAAAGCCACGAACAGUUUUAGGUAAUGUAUUUUUUUCUGUUUCAGCCCCUAAACCCAAAACCAGAAAGGAGUGAGCCGAAUUUUUAUGUACAUGUUGUAUUUUUUUCUACUUCUAUUUCCAAUAAAAUAUGCCAUAAUAAUGUACUGUCAGGUUUUUGUUUACUGUCGGUCCCCGUGUUGUGACAAGAGAACUAGUUACAUGCGCGCGGCGGAUGAAUACUUGUACAUUGACUAAUCUCAUGUAUGAGUAGACUUUCAAGGAGAUGCCAGCAGGGGGAGCUGCAGAUCAACGUUUUCUGUGUUGAGAAUAGUCCUUCCCGGAGCAUCUUGAUUGUAAUAGGAAGUGUUUGAUCAUGUGGACAUUUAUUUAAAUGAAGACUUAAAAAAAAAUGAACAUAUCGUUGCACAUAACAAAACGCUCGAUAGCAUGCAAAUAUAUGUUAAAUAAUGCAGAGUAUGUCACCUCAGAGCGGAGGUGGAGAUGUGCUAAUGAACACAGACACACACAAGGAAGGUGCUAAACGCUAAUGAACAGUGUGUGUGCGUGUUGAUUUUGGAGUAAGUGUAAAGUAAGAUGUCACACCGUGUAAAGGUGAGAACAGGAAAAUAAAGCAGCUAAGUACAGACUAGAGGAAAGUUCUGGGAGGAUCCAAAGACCACAGCUGACUUCACCUUUAUUUACAAGUUUAUUUAUCCAAGAAAGUUGACUUUGAUCCGUUUGGUAAAAGUUUCCAUGGAUAUCAAUCGCUGACCAGUUGUGAUCACAAAUAUUGUUUACGUGCAGAGUUCAUCAUUCUGUGUGUAUUUCUCCAUCAACAAGUAACAGAAUCCAAAUCUACUGCCCCCAGUAAUGUAGCUUGUAAGCUUGUAAGGACAUCUUGCCUUAUCAUUCAUUGUGUUGUCACUUUUGUGUGUUUUUGUUUGUUUACAAACAUUGGAACAUUCAAGUCUGUGCAUCAUCACAUGAGGAACAAUCACAAGAAUACUCAAAGGAAUAAGGAGGACAGGAAUAACAAAUAUCAAACUUGAAAAGCCCUCAUCCAGGGCGUUAAUGUGACGUAUGACUCUGUAUGUAUGUAGUUUGUCGCAAAUAAGGUUUGUCCAUGUUACCAGUGAACUUUGACCUAAGACCUUCCUUGAACUUGAGGCUUUGACCCGUCAAGACACGUGAAGACAAAGAAGGUAUCUGGUAAACAAAUGAGCGCUGCAGACAAAGGCUGUGUCUCAAAUUUAAAUAAGUAUACUGUGUAGACCGCGUACUUAGUUCACACUUACUUUCUUCUUCUCCCCUGUUUAAUGCUGAAUUGCAACCACUUGAGUUAGUAUCCAUCACUGCACACUUAACAAUUUGGAGUAUUUUGAGUUUAACACGUGUACUGACAGUCAGAGGAGUGCUGACCCACCAUGCCACCCCUUCUGAUAGUGUACUGCAUUUUGCCGUACUUGUGUGAUUGCAUUUAUUCAGUCAAGACCAAGUGUUAAGUACGCAAUUGUGCAUUUAUGCACUCAAAGUGUGCAAUGGAACAGCAAAUCAUACACUCAGGAACUAAGUACACAGUAUACUUAUUGAAGUGUACUGAUGGAAGUAUUCCCUUUGAGACAUGUCUAUUGCACUUUAAUUAAAAAAAAAAAAAAGGCAAAUGUCCUCUGUCAUUUUGUUUGUUUACAUGUCCCUCGUGUGUGGAUGAAGGUGAAUGGUAACAGUAUCUUGCAAAUCCACAGAGGGGUUCCUUGUGCUGUCCAGGUGGGCGGGGCUUAACCCGUCCUCAAUUGUGAUGCCGAGCCCUACUGCGAUACCCACCUGCACUCCAGAAGGUUCACUCACCUUUGACCUUUUCUGGCAGGGAAAGAGGUAGGUUUGAGGGGGACUUCCUAUCUAUGCAGGUGUGUGUGUGUGUGUGUGUGUGUGUGUAUACAUACCUGGGUCCGGCUGGUACCACACAUAGCUGUUGAGGAUCUCUCCAAGGAUGUAGAUGACGCAAAUAACAACAGUGAGCAUGCUGAAGAGGAGGACGCGUGACAGCGGCGUGAUGCGCUCCAAGACGGGGUAGACCCAAACGCCCGUCACAUGGUGGACCCAGCAAGUCCUGCACAGGAACCACAGCUUCAACAGAACCGGCACAGCGCACGCAAACUAACGUUUAACAUCUGAGUGAUUGUCCUACCACAGAAUGUACGCCACGCCGAAGCAGAACACGGCCACCAGACCACAUGACCUACCCGGGUAGCGAUGGUGGGUGGUCCGCAUCUCGAUGAUGAUGAAGGGCAGCACUGUGGUGUGCUGAGAGAAGCAAAAAGGUUGGUCAUUCACACCUUUCACUCAUGUUCAGAGAAGGUUCAUUUAUUUGUGGCGGCACCAUCCAUUUUCUAUGCCGCUUAUUCUAAUGAGGCUCGCGGGGGUAUGCUGUAGCCUAUCACAGCUGACUUUGGGCGGGAGGUGGGGUACACCCUGGACUGGUCGCCAGCCAAUCAUAUAUAGACAAAUCUACGGACAAUCAUGCAUGUUUUUGGAAUGUGGAGGAAACCGGAGUACCCGGAGAAAACGCAUGGGAGAACAUGCAAACUCAAGUGGAGAUUCACACAUUAUAAUGGGACUGUCUCUGUAGCCUGUUAUUCCAACUCGAUACAGUAGAAGUAUAUGGUAUUGUAACACACAUCAUUUGCACCUACCACAGAUGCAAAGUUCAUCAAUCAAACCUGUCUAUAGCAGCCACUAAAGGGAAACGACAAAAGUGGCCGUUAUAGGCAGGUGGCCGUUAUAGACAGGUUGGCUGCCAUUUUGAAUUUGUGCGCGCACAUAUUAACAUGUCUGUGAUGAGAAGCUUGUUGUGUUUGUUGAUUAUUUUUCGUGCAUGAAGUGUUACGGAUGCGUGUGCGGAGGACCACAGAAUGCGGAAGCAAAGUAAGUGGAUGGUAGUUCUUUAAUUGCUUUUCAGUGUGGAGGUAAUCACAGGAGUGAACUGUGGAGCUUGUGGAGCCCCAGAGUAAAAGGUUCAAAAACACAAGAGAAUUUGCAAACGGCUAGGUCAAGGGACAACUGGAACACCCAGCUGUGGAGACGCCGAAUCUGGAAGGGCUUGAGCGAUUUGGUGAGCCGCGAGUGCGUAGACUUGAGUUGUCAUGAA